AUGGCCGCCACUAACUAUUAUGCCGAUUUCGCCACCAACAACACCACCGCCUCCAACAUAUACAACUACUCCGCUCCCACAUACUAUGAUAAUAGCAACAGCUAUUAUCAGCAAAACAACAGCACCUGGAAUCCAGCCACCUACAAUCCCAACUAUGCCGCCCAAUACAAUGCUCCCGUUAUGGAUGGAUCUCUGUACAAUGAUUACUACAACUACCAAAGCGUAGUGGAUAUCCAACAACCACAACAGCCAGCUCAAGCCCUCGAAGCCCCCAAAGAAACAUUAAAGAGAAAAGCCCACGAAUUGGAAGAAGAAGUCAAACCAGAACCCAAACCCGAAGUUGAAGAGCCACCAAGCAAAUUGCGUGCCUUGUUGACCAACCCCGUCAAGAAGUUGAAAUACUCUCCCGAUUAUUAUUACACCACCUUCGAAAAAGUUAACAAGGCCCCAGCUCCAGUUGCCAGCGAAAAGCAACAAAUCUCAAUGCCCAGUGCCACACCACCCAGCAGCUACGAACAGGAUUUCUUGGCCGCCCACACUCCUGCCACCCAACACAGCAUUUUGUCUCCCCAACGCAGUGAUGUGGAUUACUUGGAUGUCUACUCGCCCCAAUCCCUCAAAGUUUCCACACACGGCAACAACAACAUGAAACAAAACGUAUCUCAACCCGCUACUCCCGCCUCAUUGGUCGAUGGCAUCAGCACCCCACCCCUAUCGCCCAACGACAAACAUGUCAGCCAAAUCAAUCAAACCGCCGAACAACAACAUGAAUUCAAUCAAAUGAUGUCAGCAAACGACUACAAUUGGUCGAAUUGCGAAGACAGCCCUGCAUCAGAUUGCAAAGACUCAAAACGCACCCGCCAAACCUACACCCGCUACCAAACUUUGGAAUUGGAGAAGGAAUUCCACUUCAACCGUUACAUUACCCGUCGUCGUCGCAUUGACAUUGCCAAUGCCUUGGGUUUGACUGAACGUCAAAUUAAGAUCUGGUUCCAAAACCGUCGCAUGAAGUCCAAGAAGGAUCGCACCCUAGAAGGACCCAUGGAACAUGGUCUCAACUAUGCCGCCAUGCCAUUGGAUGCCAAUGUCAAUGGUCAAGUUCCAUUUGUUGCCGCACACCAAACCGUGGCACCCAACACUGCUGCUGCCGCAGGAUCGUACCCCGCUUACUUGUCAACCGGACCACAAUCAUUCCCCGCCGCUGCCGCCUACCACCAUCAUCACUCGCCCGAACACUACGGCCAACAAUAUGAAACCUCAGCUCAACAUGCCUACCCACACCACCCUCAUCAUCAGCACCAACACGCUCAUUAUCUGGCCGAUGCCCAGCAAUACAGCACCGCUGCUCAUUUCGCCCAAACUGGUUAUUCUCAACACCAGCACCAACAACAAAUGUAUCAAAUGGCCUAA
Messenger RNA from Musca vetustissima, 1410 nucleotides. Its product is annotated as segmentation protein fushi tarazu-like. The record is from RefSeq and is a predicted model, not a curated record. The coding region runs from base 1 to 1410 and encodes 469 amino acids. Gene Ontology annotation, molecular function: RNA polymerase II cis-regulatory region sequence-specific DNA binding; DNA-binding transcription factor activity, RNA polymerase II-specific. Gene Ontology annotation, biological process: anterior/posterior pattern specification; negative regulation of transcription by RNA polymerase II. The transcript is spliced from 2 exons. NCBI's taxonomy places the organism in Eukaryota, Metazoa, Arthropoda, Insecta, Diptera, Muscidae. Gene Ontology annotation, cellular component: nucleus.